This is a messenger RNA of Knipowitschia caucasica, 2133 nucleotides long. NCBI's taxonomy places the organism in Eukaryota, Metazoa, Chordata, Actinopteri, Gobiiformes, Gobiidae. The record is from the annotation of a GenBank genome assembly.
AUGGACUCUGAAGCACCUGCUCAGCUCAUCGUUUGUGAAGUGUGUGGCUCAUUCUUUGAUACACGCCGGGGGCUCGCCAACCAUGCCAGGGUGCACCUUCGCCAGCUUGGUGUAUCUGAACCUGGGGCCGCUCCCAUAGACCUUCUAUACCGGCUUAUAGCAGAGAGAGAUGGGGUCAAAGCACACUCAAGUCAUUCUGAGUUCAGCCCAAACCAACAAAGGCCACUCCAGAAGGCCAGUCCAGUGUGUGCUGAGGAUGAGGGCAUCGUGUACAACGCAGGGCAUAGAGUCUCAACAACCUCCCAAAGCACUUCACUUCUGCCAUUGUCGUCAUCUGCUCUUAAAAUGGUUGAGUCUAGAUUAAGCGACUCUGGGAACUCUUCUACCUUAGAAACGUUAACGAAGCCGCUUUGGGCUCCCCUGGCGACAGACGCUCCCAUCACUUUAGAUACUCCUGAUGCGGAACUCCACGUGUGCCUACUUUGCGGAUGCUGGUGUGAAACUCGCAAAGGCCUGUCCAGUCAUGCCAGAUCUCACCUUCGCCAAUUGGGGAUCCCAGAUGGAGAUGGAAACCCUAUUGAGACUCUUUACCAGCUGAUGGAGGAGGAAGAUCUCAAACCGAUCAACUGUGAAACUAAUCCAGGUCUCGCCUCCAGCCCUUCGGCCAAAGCCACCAAACGCCCAGCUGAAGCAUCCUCACCAAUGAUGUCUACACCAAGCAAGCAGCCAAAAAAAGGACAUUUUCACUGUAAUUUGUGCGGAGACACAUUUGAGAACCACAAGGGCUUAGCCAUUCACUCACGCUACCAUCUUCGCCACUUUGGGGUGGACGACUUACUUGGGAAAGAGUCCGCUAUCGAAGCCAUUCAGGAGUUGAUUGAGAGCGGCGUGUUGAAACCUCUUCCCAAAAAGCAAGCUCAAAUGUCAGGUUCUCCUGUUCAGCCAGUUCAGGCUUUGUCCCCAAUCACAUCCAAUUCUCCCCUAACACCAAACCGUGCUCCAAAGGCUAAAAAAGGCUUCCGGUUUGCUGUAGAUCCUUUUUUUAGAAAACCAAAGCUGGAGACUACAGACGAUGAUGCUCAACUGGGUGGUAGCAGCUCCACUCUACCUGCUCCAAAACUACUGAUUGACGAUUCAGACAAACCACCAACAGUUCCCUGUGAGUACUGCAGCCAGCUGUUCGACACCCGUAAAGCUCUGUCCUGUCACGUCCGUUGUCAUUUGAGGGAACUGGGAGUCGCGUUGCCUCUCAAUACUUCUCCCAUCGAGCUUCUCAAAGAAAUCAUGAUUCAGCAAGCGGAAGAGGGGAAAAACGCAUCCAGUGGUGCUAAAGUCUCAGGAAAGGCCCCAGCUCCUAAAAGAUCCCUGGAUACUCUGGUCCAAGCUGAACAGUCCUCAAAAUCAAACUCCCCUCUGGACUUUUCCAUGAAAGAGAAAUCCCCGCCUGGCAAAAUGACUGCAAACAGAAAUGGCCGUGCGUGUGAGCUGUGUGGCUUUGAGUUUGACAACCGCAAGGCUUUGGCGAGUCACGCCCGUGCGCAUCUCCGGCAGCUGGGCAUCGAGUGGAAGGCUGAUGGCACGAGUUCUCCCAUCGAGCUCCUGAGUGACAUCAUCAAGAAAGCCCCUUCCAAGGUGGCCCAAGUGACGCAGCGCUACAGAAUGGGCGAUCUGUACAUACGAAAGACCCAGCGGCCUGCGUCGCCUUCUCAAUCAACCGACUCAGACUCCGUUCAGAGCUUGAAGGAAAAGAAAGUGUCAUCCAGACAGAUGCACAACCCCGGGUCAACUGUGGAUCAACAUGUGUUUACCACUAAAGUUACAGCGCUGCCUCUUGCUCCAAAAGCACCAGUGUCUCUUGUGGAGGAGAUCCAGGACUCUCAGCCCACACGUCCAGGCAGCAUCCCUGCAAUGCUCCCCAAGCCUCCACUCACUCCUCUGGUCAAAGUGGUGGGAAAAGUUUACUCUCUCAAGUGCAGAUUCUGUGAUGAGGUUUUUAACGGCCCCCUCUCAGUGCAGCAGAAGUGGAUCACACAUUUGCAAAAGCACAUCCGGACACUGGGAUACAAAGGCAAAGCUUCUCCUCCAUCUGCCCCAAUGAAAACCCCGGCUAUGGGCCGCGCAGUCGCUGUCUAA